CACGCUAGUUAAAUUAAAAAGAGAGGAGGAGUACAUUCGCCUUUCGCUAGGGAAAGAACGGAAUAGGAACGAUUUAUUCUCUCCGCGAGUAAUUAUGAAAUAUGGAAAAUUUUGCAUGGCUUUUGUUUGUCUGUCGCACUUACAAAUCGCUCCAACAGACCAUAAAAACGAGCAAAAGAGAAUUUAGAGGACGAUGGUACGGCGAAUUAGAGCGCAUGCGCGGCAGACCUCGAGAGCGGAGUCGAGGCUACGACAGAUCGGUAGCUUCAAAGCGGUGAAGGUGCGACUUUGUGCUGCAACUCUCUUCAAAACUGUAUGUAAAUGUGCUAAAUACGAUCGACCCCGUCGCUCAAUCGUUUCAGGAUUAUCGCCGUGUGUUGUAAACAUCGUUUCCGAAUCAGUCGGACUAUGUAAAGAGCCGGAAUACCAUGGGGCCCGUCCAAGUUCGUACCUGUAGUUGGCUCGUCCCUCUUCUAGUCUACUAGAGUGCUUGCACGUGCGGGCUGGUAGCCCUCUACCAGCUUUAUCCUUCGUCCCUCCUCCACUUUUUUUAAAGCCAUGUAUGGGAAAAUUUUGCAGGUGGGGUGAGUUUACGCUCUAUCUCUCUCUCUCUUUUCUUCCUCGCUAAUUCUAUCCGAUAAGAAAUGAGCGGAUUGAAAACUGAUUGCAAGAAGUUCUCGCCGAAUAUAUUCAACAAGACCAAAUGUCAGAAUUGCUUCAGGACCAAAGAUGCCCAUUCCGCCGAAGCUUUGGAGUGCAAUAGGGCAACAAGAAAAGUUUCAAAAUGUGGAUAUUUAUUCGUUGCUCCUGAUUGGGACUUCACUGUUUCCAUUAACAGAACAAAACGAUGGCAGAGGAGGUGGUUUGUUUUAUAUGAUGAUGGUGAACUUACAUAUUCAGUGGAUGAACAUCCUGAUACAGUACCUCAAGCAGUGAUAGAUAUGAAUCAUGUCCUUGAAGUUGCUGAUGCAGAAGAUAUAACUGGCAAUCAAUUUGCUUUAGCAAUUACUGCACCAGAAAAAGUUCAUUUUAUCAAAGGAACCUGUCGAGAUGAAAGCAAAUGGUGGUUUGAUAUAUUGUCUCGUUAUCCAAAGAACACAAUUCGAGGAAAGCACAAAAGAAAUGCGACAUUUCCAGGUUUGAAAGCAACUUUAAUAACUGAAAAUGAAACGAAAGAAAAUAAAGUAUCCUAUGAAAAUAGAAUAUUUGGAAGUCGUCCACGGUUUUUAAGUUGCAAUACAGAUAACUAUGAAAAAGAAGAAUCCAAUUGGGCAAAAUUAAAUGACCAAGAUGAUGUCUUUCCCACCAAAGAAUCACAGUCAGAAAAUCUUACCUCUACACCUGUAAAUAAAGGAAGGAGUAACUCUGUAAUGGAGUAUUUACAUAAUCAUUUUGUUCUUACUGAGAACACCAACAAUACUCUAAAUGAUAAAAAUUCAUUUGAAGAAAAAAAUAGCAUUAUAAAUACAUCAAAUGAAAAAAGUUCUAAAGUUGUUAAUAAAACUCACAGUGAAGUUUUGCCAAAUGAAAAAAGUACAGAAAAUUUAGAAGCAGUAAAAGGUCAGAGUAGGAGAUAUUUAAAGAGGGAGAGUCGUGGUUUGAAAAGUCAGAGAAGCCGUUCAGAUGGGGUAUCAAAAAUGGUACCGCCAUUGCAUAUACGAGAAGAAAAUUUGGGUUAUUGGUCAGGACUUGAUUUUCGAAUUAAAAAAACCAAUUCAAGUUCACAAGAAAAGAAUUAUCAUCACAAUCCUGUUUAUUUACUUUUAUCUGAUGUGCCAUCAAUGAAAAAAUAUGAAUCAUUAGAAAGUAUACAGAAAGAUUGUCAUUCUCCACUUUUGUCACGCCAGAGGCAUAUCAGUGAAAAAGUGGAUGUUAUGAAAUCCUUGACACUAGAUGCUAAAUCUGAAAAUCAGUCAGAAAACAGAGACAAUUUAAAAACAGAUUACAUUAGCUCUACUCCAUUGAAUGACAAUAAUGAUGACUUGAAUUCCACAUCAUGUAAAAAUGGUGGUGUAAGUUGGGGAAAAGACAAUAAAAAAUCUGCAGUUCCUAUAAAAUUUUAUCAAGAUAAUGAAGUAGAUUGUCAAGUACGAGGAGAUCCAGACGGAUGUGGAUUAGAUGGAAUUUCUGUAUGUUGCUUGUCAAAUACAGAAAACAGAUUAGAAAGGAAUUCUGAAGAUAUUUUUCUAAAGAAAGGAUGGUUAAUGAGAUAUAACAUUAUAAAUGGGUGGUGCAAACAUUGGUUUGUUUUGCAAAAUUCAUCACUUGCAUAUUAUCAAGACCCAACAGCUGAAGAAUCUGGAGUUUUAGAUGGAGUUAUUGAUAUUGGAUUAGUGAAAAGUGUUGUUGAAACAGAUUCUGACAGAAAUUAUGCAUUUACAAUAACAAUGGCAGAUGAUAAAAAGCAUCUUUUAUCUGCAGUCACAGCUGGGAUUAGAAACAAUUGGAUUCAAGCAUUAGUUCAUAUUGGUAGUAUUUGGAACAAUAAGAAAGAGACUCUUGUUGAUCUGAAGAGUAAUUCAGAAAUAAAUGCUGAUAAUUAUUCUAAAGAAAAUUCGAAUAGAACAGGAACUCCUCCUAGUCCAGCUCCUUCUUUAGAUGAACCUGAUAAAGCUUUGGAUGUUUCAUCAAGUGAUGAUCAUUCAGAAUAUUUUUCUGUCGUGGAUGAAGGUGAAUUUAUAGGUAGGUCUUCAUCUCCAAGACAACUUCCUCCUUCUCCACCACUGAAUAGGACAGCCAUAUCUCGUGUAAAGGAAAGAGCACGAUCAAGAUCAAGCUCCAGAUCAAGAGCUAGUCAUCAGUUUUGGUCAUCUGGUAGUGAAUCACAUCAAAUUGGAAUUGAUGUGGAACAUAGUGAUGGUGGAGUUAGUGAUAAUUCAAAUUCAAGUUUCCAUGGUGUGCUUUCACUUUCUGAUCGGAAAGGAAUAUAUUAUGAACAUUCCGGCUUGAUGGCUAGUGAUAAUGAUGAUAAUCAUCCGACAGAUGAUAUUAUAAUAAACAAUAAAAAUGAGAAGAGGAAAACAAAUGAUUCUAAUAGAAAAACGAAAUAUUUGGAAAGGCACGAUGGAAACAAAGAGCAAAAAAUGAAUUUGCUUGAAGAACACUGCCGUGAACUUGAAAUUAAGCUAAAAAAGAAAGAGGAAGAAGUAGGAGAAAAAGCAGCAGAGUUAAAUAAUUUAAAAAGUUUAAAAGGAAGUUAUCACGACCUUGUCGAGAAAUACAAUAGCUUGAAGAAAAGGUUGGAAGACUGUGAAAAGAAGGUUUCUACAAAUAAUGAAGGAAAAUCAUAUAGGUUAAAAUAUGAAUCUUUAAGAACAAAAUAUAAAAAAGAAAAAGCAGAAUGGGAAAAUAAAGCAAUUACUUCAAAUAAAGAUGUAGACAGCGAAGAUAUUUUAAUAAUUUUGGAACAAAAUAAGAAACAGUUGAAUGAAUUGAAAGCAAAGCUCGAGAAAUCUCCAUUAAAGAAAGAUACCUUAUGGUCUACUUGGAAGGAAAGUACUAAAUUGUGUGAAGAAGUGGAACUUCUAGCAGAGAAUGAAAAGAAAUUUAAGAAGGAUAUUGAACUGAUUAAAUUGAGAAACAGUGUUGCUGAUUUGGAAGUAUUGUGUGGUACAAAACAGGAAGAAUUAGAAAAGCAUAAGCGAGAAUUACGAAAAGUUUAUGGAAACUUGGAAAAGAAAGAAAAUGAAAUUGGUUCAAUAUCUAAUGAAUUAAUGAAGGCAAUAGAAGAAAAUCGCUCCAUUAAAGAAAAGAUAAAAAGUUUAGAUGAUCAUUCAAAGAAAUCAGAUUUUGUUGAUAUACAAAAAGAUCAAACUUCACAAGAUUCAAUUGGCUAUGAGGCAAAUUCAAAAGAAUAUGAACUGACAGGCAAAUAUGAUAGAGCUAAGGAAGAAAUAAGAAACCUAAAAAAACAGUUAAGAGAAGCACACAAUGCUUAUGAUGAGCUUGAAUUACAUUGUUUCAAACUUGAGCAGGACAUGAAAGGAAUGGAAGAGUUACAUCAUUCUCAAAUGGCAUUAAUGACAGCAAGAGUCGAUGAUUUAACUAUGAAAUUUACAACGUCUGAACGUAAUUUGAGAGCUCUUCGUCAGAAACUGGCUAAAGUCGAAGCAAAACAAGAAAGAAGACGUAGCUCUCUAAAAGGAAAAGAAGCAUUAAAUUUAAGCAAAGAAUAUGAAGUAAAAUUAACCGAACUAGAACAAAAAAUAACUACUUUGGAAACUGCUCUGCAGACCUCUCCAGAAUCAGAAGUCAACUGUAGAAGCAGUAAUGAAAAUGAAAAUGCAGAUAGCUUAGAGUCACCUUCCUCUUGUCAGAAAAGCUUACAGAAGAGAAGGUCGUCUCAAGAUUGUGGAGAGGCCCAUGGAAUGCUUUUGAGACUACAUAAUUUAGACACAAAAGUAAAAAAGGCAUCUUCUCUAGUAGACAAACUAAAUCAGUCUAAUAGUGAAUCUGUUUCAGAAAAACCAAAAAUAUUAUUACAAGUAAAAGUUAGCGAUGGAACUGACGUAGCUGAAGAAAGCGAAGAAUGGAGUUCAUUAUCAGUGACGGCAAGCAUGACCGAUUUAAGCACUAUCGAUGGAGGAGAGCUGGAUCAUCCGCAGUCAGGAAAAGAAUGUUUAGAUCAUCUCAGUAAAAAAGUUAAAUCUUUGUUAUCCUGGUUGAAAAAUGUAUUAGAAAAUUUGAGAAACCAAGAAAUAUCUUCAAAUACAGAAAAUUAUCCAAAAACCGAUACCGAAAUGAACAAAAUCAUUGAUGUGUUAGAAUAUAUGUGUUCCGUUGAUACCGAAAAAUUAUUUAAUUCAACCAAUAAAGAAGAAAAAGAAUUUUUUGCCAUUAUAUAUAAACUGUUACUUAUACAAGAAGUUGCAAGGACUUUAUGUAAACUAAAUGAUUUUGAAAAAUAUAAAUAUGAAUUAAUUAGGCAAUAUUUGAUAAGAAUAAAUCAUAUGCUUAUAUUCUUAGAACAACAUCUAAAUCAUAUUUCAGAAAAAUCAAUUUCGGGAAAUAAAGAAAUUCAAAACGAUUCAAAUAAUAUAAUAAAAUUCACUAAAAAACUAUUUUCCUGUGAUCAAGAAUCUGAAAGCUUUCUGUUUAAUGAAAAUUCCAAAGAACACAGAUAUAAAGAAAUGUGUAAUCAUUUGUGUGAAAAUUUUGAAAUUGUGGAUCAAAAAAGUAAAAGUUUAUCGGAACUGACGAAAAAAUUUGUAAAUACAAGGCAGAAAGAACUCUUUGAUUAUUUAAAUGAUGGUUCUACUAAAAUAGUCGGUCAUUUAAAUUUAGAAAAUGACCAAGAAAUACUACUUUCCGAAAUGAAUUCUAUAGUAUCGCAGAUUGUAGGACAAUUGGAAAAUCAGCUUUUAGUAAUUGAAAAUCAACAAACAAGUUUUCUUAAAUACGAAUGGGAAGUUUUUUAUGCAUUAAAUUAUUCUAUUUGUAAAUCCGUUAAUCAGCACACGACCAACUUUUUAUCCGAGAUGAGAGAGAUUCUUUUAAAAUCGCAAGAAAAUUAUUAUGGUGCUUCUCAUUUAAAAUUUUUUACUGACGUCGUAAAUGAAAUAGCUUCGAUAAUAGUGAUGAACAGCAUGAUAAUCGGAAGUGUAGCAUUUUUAAAAGACAGUAUUGAUAACAUUCAGCAUAUGUCUUCAUUUGGCAGUGUAGAUAUUAACAGUAAUAAAGUAAACGAAACCGUAAUAUGCGAGAGACUUUCUUCUUCGGCCAAGUGGUGCCUUGGACUUUUUCAACCCGUGUCUAUUCAAAAUAUUUUGUGUAGUUGGUGUUGCAAUAGAGUUUGUGCCAAUUUAAAUGUUGAAAUGAUGUGUAAAGAAAACACUAAAAAUCUAACUAGUUUAAAACAAAAGUACAAAGAUGAUUUGGAAAGAGAGAGAAAAGCAAAUAGUGAAAAACUGCAAUUAUUGGAAUAUGAGUUAAAUAAAAAAUAUGAAUGUGAAAAUUGUCAAAAAGCAGAAGUAGAGAUUCAAGAACUUAAGAAAAGCCUUGAAAGGAACAUUAAACAAAGCAAAUCUUGUGACAAUUGUGAGAAAUUAACCAGAGACUUGGAAAGUCUUUCCAAAUGCUUGGGUGAUUUAAACUUAACAGUUGAGCAAGAAAGAGAACUUUCCAGAAGGAAUGCUGAGGAAAAAUUAAAACAGGAGAAAGACCAUGGUGAUGAAAUGGAAAGAAUGAAGCGAGAAUUGCUUUUUGCGCAGAAACACAUUCAAAAUUUAAAGGAAGAAUAUGAUUCACAAAUUUCAAGUCUUCAAAGUGCAUAUGAACAGAAGCUAUCUCAGAAUGUUGACGUAAUUAAUGAAGAAGCAGUUCGAAAGCGUUAUCAUUCUGAAAUUGAACAGUUAAAAUGUCUUUGUUGUAACGGCCUUACUGUCAUGGAAAAGUUCCAUCAACACACUGUUGCCGAAUUAGAAAGAAAACAUAGAGAAGAAAUUGCUUCGUUAGAACAGGAAAAAGAAAAAGCUCUUGCUGAAGAAACUCAAGCUACGUUGACAGCAUUAGAAGCUUUAAAGAAAGCUCAUAAGGCUGAACUUCAGAAUGAAAUUAUUAAGUUUAAAGAAAAUUAUAUACAAAAAAUGCAAUUAAAUAAUGAAAAUAAAAAUUCAAGAAAAGAGUAUGAGUAUGAAUUGGGAGAAAUUAGACAAGAUAUACUUUCCUUAUCAGAAAAAUAUUCUGUGAAAUGUCUGGAGAAUGCAUCGUUAGAAGAGAAAUUAAUUGCUCUUCAGUGCCAACUGCAAGAGUCAAAUUUUCAGCUCUUUGACUUGAUUGCAAGGAAUAAGCAGUUGAGAGCCUAUUUAGCUUCUGAUAUUGCACAGAAAUUAGACAUACUUCAAAAUGGUAGUCAACUUGAUGAAAUGGAAAAACUAAAAAAAUUACUUAGUCUUCGAGAGGGGGAAUUAACAAAACAACAAGAAGAAAUUGCUCAGUUGAAACAAGAACUCCAUCUGGCACAAACACAUGCAGACACUUUAGAUAGUCAUUGCAAGCAACUUGAUAACAGUUUGAAGAGUGAACGAACACAAAGAGAAGAAGAAAUAAAAUCGUUGCAGUUACAAUUAAAAGCUGUAUUGUCUAAUUCUUCUUUGGGAUUCCAAGAAGGUAACGAUGCUUGUUCUUCACCAAGCAAACAGUGCAAAAUUGCAGUUACCUGUGGAAGAGAGUUGGCGAGGUCAGUGAGCUAUCCUUCGCUCCACAGACUGCCGGUGCUGACGGCUCCCCAGACUACGUCUGGCACUCCGACUCAGAAUGACGACGACUGGUGAAAUCCAGCGAACACACACUGCACAUUGUA
This is a messenger RNA of Centruroides sculpturatus (bark scorpion), 7300 nucleotides long. Its product is annotated as protein outspread-like. The coding region runs from base 645 to 7271 and encodes 2208 amino acids. The record is from RefSeq and is a predicted model, not a curated record. Gene Ontology annotation, molecular function: actin filament binding. The transcript has 23 exons. Gene Ontology annotation, cellular component: actin cytoskeleton. Gene Ontology annotation, biological process: actin filament organization. Lineage: Eukaryota; Metazoa; Arthropoda; Arachnida; Scorpiones; Buthidae.